AUGGAUGCCGCCAUUGAUCUAUCAGAUGCUUCUAAAGCUCUUGAUCUCUCAAAUAUUCGUUUCCAACUCAUCCGCCUCGAAGACACCAUAACCUUCCACCUAAUCGAACGGGUCCAAUUCCCCCUCAACCCCACCAUCUACCUCCCCUCCGCCCUCCCCCUUCCCAACACCCACCUCUCCUUCCUCGACUGGCUCCUCCGAUCACGAGAAUCCCUCGAUUCCCUCAUCCGCCGCUUCCAAUCCCCCGACGAAUACCCCUUCUUCCCCGACGCCCUGCAAACCCCCCUCCUACAACCCCUCCACUACCCCGCCAUUCUCCACCCCAACAACGUCAACGUCAACGCCGAGAUCAAAAAUCACUACAUCCAAACCUUCCUCCCCAAAGCCUGCCUCCAAACCGGGCGUUCCGACCGCGGGGAGAAAGAAGAAAAUUACGGUUCUGCGGCUACCUGUGAUAUUAAUUGUUUACAAGCGUUAUCUCGCCGUAUCCAUUUUGGAAAAUUUGUCGCAGAGUCGAAGUUUCGGGCUGAAGAGGAGGCGUUUACAAAAAUGAUACGGGAAGGGGAUCGAGAGGGAUUGGGGCGCGCGAUUACGAACGAGAAGGUUGAGUUGCAGGUGUUGGAACGGUUGAGGUUGAAGGCGAGAACUUAUGGGACGGAUCCGAGUUUGAAUAAUGGAAAUGGGAACGGGGAACAGCCGCAGGGGAAGAUUAACGUGGAGGCGGUCGAGGGACUGUACAGAGAUUUUGUGAUUCCAUUGACAAAGGUGGUGGAGGUGGAGUAUUUGAUGCAGAGGUUGGAGAAGGAGUGA
Messenger RNA from Sclerotinia borealis F-4128, 810 nucleotides. The record is from the annotation of a GenBank genome assembly. Lineage: Eukaryota; Fungi; Ascomycota; Leotiomycetes; Helotiales; Sclerotiniaceae.